Psylliodes chrysocephalus is the source of this 710-nucleotide messenger RNA. The record is from the annotation of a GenBank genome assembly. NCBI's taxonomy places the organism in Eukaryota, Metazoa, Arthropoda, Insecta, Coleoptera, Chrysomelidae.
CUUCAUUAUUCCGUCAACAUGGUGAGUGUUGUUAAUUUUGUGACGAUGUGUAUUAAUUCUAGAAUAUUUUGUUCAUCCUUUAUAAUUUCUAAUAUUUUUCUCUAUAAUUUGUUUUGCCAAACUAUUUACGUUCCGUUUACAUUAAUAUAUUUUCUAAAAAUAAUUUAACAUGUUUUUAAAACGAUGUUACAAAAAAUGUUUGGAACGAUCCUUGAUAUUUUUUUCUAUUUUAGUCUACACACAAGAAGAAAACUAGGAAACUAAGAGGACAUGUGAGUCAUGGUCAUGGUCGUAUUGGCAAACACCGUAAGCACCCUGGUGGACGUGGUAACGCUGGUGGUAUGCACCAUCACAGAAUAAACUUUGACAAGUACCAUCCUGGUUACUUUGGAAAGUUAGGUAUGAGGAAUUACCACUUAAGGAAAAACUCCAAGUGGAGCCCAGCUAUCAAUUUAGACAAAUUAUGGACGCUAGUUACUGAACAGACUAGGUUAAAAUACAAGGACCAUCCUCAAGGAAAAGCCCCAGUUAUUGACAUUGUUAAAGCUGGUUAUUACAAACUUCUGGGCAAAGGCCGUUUACCUGACCAACCUGUUAUAGUAAAAGCAAAAUUCUUCUCAAAAUCUGCUGAAGAUAAAAUCAAGGCUGUAGGAGGAGCAUGUGUUUUGUCAGCUUAAUUUGUUAAAACAUCAAUAAAUUUAUAAAAUAAG